Anolis carolinensis (green anole) is the source of this 2023-nucleotide messenger RNA. Its product is annotated as olfactory receptor 13G1. The transcript has a single exon. The coding region runs from base 1079 to 2023 and encodes 314 amino acids. The record is from RefSeq and is a predicted model, not a curated record. NCBI's taxonomy places the organism in Eukaryota, Metazoa, Chordata, Lepidosauria, Squamata, Anolidae. Gene Ontology annotation, biological process: G protein-coupled receptor signaling pathway. Gene Ontology annotation, cellular component: membrane. Gene Ontology annotation, molecular function: odorant binding; G protein-coupled receptor activity; olfactory receptor activity.
AUGAUGGAGCUUUAUUGUCAUAGCUAAGUCAUGCAAAAACUUAACUUUCAAGCAGGCCCACUAACAUAGGGAUUUCCCAGGUAGGUAUCACCUUACUUCAGGGAGUGGAAAGAUGUUUUUGACUCACUCUUACAAUCCAUAGUACCACAGAAAUCUCUGUCAAUAAGCUGUUUGAUUUCUAAGGUAAGUUUUUAUGGACCUUUGGGAAGUUGCAUUGGUGAAAUAAUCAUAAACACAGAUUCCCAAAAUUUACAGUGCCUUGCACCAUUGUAAAUACUGAUUAUUGAGGUCUUCAAAAACUGGACAAAAUAUUUUAUCAAAGUAUUCAGCAGCUGCUCACAUGUACCAACACCUGAUGAAAAUGAAGGCAUCAAGGAGUUCUUCAUCAAACAUUUUCAAAAGUUCUAGAUAAGCAAUGAUAACCGUCAAGGAUGAUCUUACCAUAUCUUGAUUAUAUGAUAAAAUAUUUCAUCACAUUAUCCUAGCUGGUGUUUACUCAAUUAAAAUCAAGGGUAGUUUCUGGAAGUAAAGGUAAAGUAGUAAAGGUUUCCCCUGACCUUAAGUCCAGUUGUGUCUGACUCUGGGGGUUCGUGCUCAUCUCCAGUUCUAAGUUGAAGAGCCUCCAAGGUCAUGUGGCUUGCAUGACUGCACGGAAUGCCAUUACCUUCCCACCAGAGCGGUACCUAUUGAUCUACUCACAUUUGCAUGUUUUCGAACUGCUAGGUUGGCAGAAGCUCAAGCUAACAGCGGGCACUCACUCCGCUCCCCAGAUUCGUACCUGGGACCUUUUGGCCUGCAAGUUCAGCAGCUCAGCGCUUUAACACACUGCACCAUUGGGGGCUCCUCUACGUUUCUGGAAAGCAUUCAAAAAUUCUUAGUAAGACUAAGCAAUAUCAGAACUGACCUCAUAAUGGCAUUUAUUUUAACAUGUGUAUCCGAUUUUCCUGGCUCUGGGCAGGGGGUUGGAUUGGAUGGCUCAUGUGGUCUCGCUCAACUCUAUGAUUUUAUGAUUCUAAAUAUUUUAGUAAAGUAACCCAAUCUAUCUGUCUUCUAGACUAUCAGCAAAAGAAAUACCUACAUGAAGAAUCAGUCUACAACAAUGGAGUUUAUAUUGGUUGGUUUAAUAAAUUCCACUGAACUACAGACACUUCUCUUUUGGAUAUUUACAUUUAUCUAUGCUAUAGCCCUGACUUUUAACUGCCUUCUCAUCUUUACCAUAUGCAACUGCAGAAACCUUCACACUCCCAUGUAUUUCCUGCUCAUCAACUUGUCUUUAGUAAAUAUAUUCUCAAUUUCAGUCACAACUCCUAAACUGCUCCAGGCUCUUUGGACCCAGAGAAAAAUAAUCUCAUUUUAUGGCUGCAUUACACAAGUGUAUCUUUUUAUAUGGACCUUGGGGACAGAACUUUUACUUCUUUCAUUCAUGGCUUUUGACCGUUAUACUGCUAUCUGCCAUCCUUUGCAAUAUACACUGAUCAUGCGGAAGGAAGCAUGUGUUUGCAUAGCAGUAGGAGCGUGGCUUGUUGGAAUGGUUAACUCUGCAGUCCAUGCUGGGCUCAUGCUAAAGCUUUCCUUCCGUGACUCAAACAUAAUCAACCAUUUCUUUUGUGAUGUGCCACCACUUUUAAAGCUUGCAUCCUCAGACACCAGUAUCAAUGAGAGUAUGGCUUUUGCGGCAGAUGUCAUACUUGGGAUCUUUAAUUGUGGUUUGACUCUAAUGUCAUAUUUCUUCAUCAUGAGAACCAUCUUCAGAAUUCGUUCUACUGAAGGGAAGAAGAAAGCUUUCUCCACAUGUUCUUCACAUCUGGUUGUUGUCAGUUUUUACUUCUCCUCAGUCAUUUACACAUAUAUUAGGCCCUCAUCUGUCUACUCUUUAGAUAAAGACAAAUUGGUUUCUCUCCUAUAUACUGUGGUAACUCCAGUGCUUAAUCCAAUUAUAUAUUUUAUGAGAAACAAAGAAGUUAAAAAAGCCCUUAAAACAUUUGUUGCAAAAAGCCAUCUGAUACCAGCGCCUCAAGCUUGA